GGAGCCGAGCAGAGUCAGGCCUGGGUGGGCUUCGGUUUAUCCUGCUGCACGUUCUGUUCUUUAGGAACCUGCAUGCAACUGAAGCGAAUUCCGAGGCAGUUCUUGCAUGUACGGUCUUUGAUCAAUUUGACUGUGCGAUCCUUCAUGGAUCUGAAAGUUCUCGUUUCUUCCCUGAAUGAUUUUGCUUCGCUCUCUCUGGCCGAAAGUUGGGACAAUGUGGGGCUCCUGGUUGAGCCAAGCCCUCCCCAUUCUGUCCGCACCCUCUUCUUGACCAAUGACCUCACAGAGGAAGUGAUGGAAGAAGCCCUGCAGAAGAAGGCAGAUCUCAUUCUCUCUUACCACCCGCCUAUUUUCCAACCACUGAAACGCAUAACGUGGAAAACGUGGAAAGAACGUCUUGUGAUCCGAGCCUUGGAGAACCGAAUUGGCAUUUAUUCUCCCCAUACUGCGUAUGACGCUGUACCUCAUGGAGUCAAUAACUGGCUUGCAAAAGGACUUGGUACCUGCAGCUCUGCUCCCUUGCAGCCUGCAACAGCUUCCAGUUACCCAACAGGGGGGUCUUUUCGCGUUGAGUUUAGUGCUUGCCCUGACGACAACCUAGACACAAUUUUGCCCACUCUGCGUGGGGUGCCAGAGGUGUCGCUCAUCACAACUGUUCCCGCCAGGGUUGAAGGGGAAGAGCAGACACGAGUCAGCGUGAACUGCACCCAGCAAGCCUUGCUGCAAGUGGUGGCCUUGCUCUCCCAGAAAAGUCUUCUCUAUCAAAAGACUGAAAUCAUAUCAUUACAGAAGCCUCUUCUUGAAGAUACUGGCAUGGGACGUUUGUGCGCACUGAAGGAGCCAGCCUCUAUUUCUGUCUUGGUUGAACGAGUGAAAAGCCACUUAAGACUGUCUCAUAUUCGCCUAGCCCUUGGAGCUGGAAAAUCAUUGGAAUCCCAGGUGAAGGUGGUUGCCCUUUGCGCCGGCUCAGGAAGUAGUGUUCUGAAAGGCACAGAAAGUGAUCUCUACCUGACAGGAGAGAUGUCCCACCACGAUGUACUGGAUGCCGUUUCCAAAGGGAUAAGUGUGAUCUUGUGCGAGCACAGCAACACUGAGCGAGGCUUUCUGCUGGAGCUGCAAAAGGAGCUGACUUCGCACUUUCAGAACAAGAUCUGUAUCGUAGUUUCUGAGAGAGACAGAGACCCCCUUCAAGUGGUAUAGCAAAAGUGUGAGGUCCAGAACUUCAGACUGUAUUUAUCAGAGGCUUAACAUACAAAAAUAUAAAGCGGGAGAGGCCCUGGUUAAAAGCACAAUAUGGUUUUCAAAGUGCUAGGGAUAACCUGCAUGGAAAUAAAUGGCUGGCUGACAA
Molecule: messenger RNA, 1348 nt
Organism: Lacerta agilis (Sand lizard)
Lineage: Eukaryota; Metazoa; Chordata; Lepidosauria; Squamata; Lacertidae
Gene: NIF3L1
Product: NGG1 interacting factor 3 like 1
Exons: 7
Coding region: 73-1200 (375 amino acids)
Cellular component (GO): mitochondrion; cytoplasm
Source: RefSeq, a predicted model, not a curated record